CUCAUAUUCCCCCAUCAAUCGUUCGUCAAAAUGCAGAAGGGAAAGAAUACACCCCUCACCCCCGCGCACGCACCUUCUCGGCAAAAUACAACUCCUCCCCACGACAAACCUUUUUUUUUCCCCCCAAUUUCCGCAGCUUUCCACAACAACAAGCACGCAGCCUCCUCGUUCUGCUUCUCCCUCCUCCUCCUCAGUGUCCUCCAUCUCCAAAAGUAGCGAGACGGCAUCGAGCAUGAUCAGCUUAGCCUGCCGUAGCUCAUCUCUCCGCUCCUCCUCGCUCAAUCGCUCCAACUCUCGGUCCUACCUACACCCAUCAUUCUGCUGCAUCCUUGACCGUAUCCGUCGAGGGGGGGCAAGACAGACAACCUCCCCUUUCCCCUCCAGCUUACCGAACGGAGCGUGGAGGAUCCCACCACCGCGCGAUUGAAAAGCCCACGUCACGACAUCUUCCAUCUCGACAAAAGUUCCAUCAUGAACCGUUUCUUUCCUAACUCUCGGCGGGUCGGGUCGGGGGCGGAGGAGGCCACAGGCACCGACCGCCAUUAAGCGGGAUGUGCGACGGGGGGAACGGACAUGUGAGGACUUUCUCAGGAUG
This is a messenger RNA of Zymoseptoria tritici IPO323, 595 nucleotides long. RefSeq lists its product as uncharacterized. The record is from RefSeq and is a predicted model, not a curated record. Lineage: Eukaryota; Fungi; Ascomycota; Dothideomycetes; Mycosphaerellales; Mycosphaerellaceae. The transcript has a single exon. The annotation marks the transcript as partial.